AUGGCGACAGCCGACGAGCGGAAUGCCCGCGCGAUUCACACCGCGGCCUGCCUCAUUAUCGGGGACGAGGUCCUGGGAGGGAAGACGGUCGAUACCAACUCGGCAUACAUGGCCAAAUGGUGCUUCUCACUUGGUAUUAACCUCAAACGCGUUGAAGUCAUUGCCGAUGACGAAAGCGAGAUCAUCGAGGCUGUUCGCCGGAUGAGCGAUAACUACGACUUUGUGGUCACGAGCGUUCGACCUCCCCUGGUCCUUCAUCAAGCGGCGUACGACAGGAUGCGCAAGAUAUCGGUGCCCCACCCCUCUCAACCCAACUUCAACUGGGAUGAAGACUCACCAGUCAAGACAGCGAGGCUGAGAAUGGUUCAGCUUCCGCUUGAUGAGAAGCGAGACCUCGAGAAGCAGGUCCUCUUCCCUCACGAGGAUCUCUGGGUCCCCGUCGCCGUCGUGAACGGCAAUAUCCACAUCCUUCCCGGCGUGCCCAAGCUCUGGCAAGGAAAUCUUCCGGGUCAUUGUCGCUACACCCUCGCCGAGAGUCUCGUGGCUGGAUAUCUCACCACCCUCGCCGCGCAGGUGGAGCCGAAAGGUGUCAAGGUCGGAAGCUAUCCGAGGUGGGGUGAAAGCCAUAACACGGUCACCUUGGUCGGAAGAGACAGGGACUUCUUGGAGAGCCUGGUCCCGGAGGUGGAAAAGAACGUGCAAGGCAAGCGAAUCGAGUCCGAGGAUGUUCUCGACGGCUCAAAGGCCGAAAACACGGCAGACGUGUCUUGA
Molecule: messenger RNA, 771 nt
Organism: Parascedosporium putredinis
Lineage: Eukaryota; Fungi; Ascomycota; Sordariomycetes; Microascales; Microascaceae
Source: the annotation of a GenBank genome assembly